AUGAACAGCGCAGCAGGUUACCCUACGAACAGCGCAGCAGGUUACCCUACGAACAGCGCAGCAGGUUACCCUACGAACAGCGCAGCAGGUUACCCUACGAACAGCGCAGCAGGUUACCCUACGAACAGCGCAGCAGGUUACCCUACGAACAGCGCAACAGGUUACCCUACGAACAGCGCAGCAGGUUACCCUACGAACAGCGCAGCAGGUUACCCUACGAACAGCGCAGCAGGUUACCCUACGAACAGCGCAACAGGUUACCCUACGAACAGCGCAGCAGGUUACCCUACGAACAGCGCAGCAGGUUACCCUACGAACAGCGCAGCAGGUUACCCUACGAACAGCUCGAAUUUCUCAAUUGAGGUGAACAAAGACCCAGGGGGGAGUGCGCGUCCCGAGCUUACCAUCCUCCCUCAACCGUACACAGUCUGCGCUGAACACAAGUCCACAGGAGUACGACUGAAUGAGCGUCUGGCUUGCCUCGCUCAAGAGUCCAGGGAGUCCUUGGAGCUUGGCAGAGACCUAUUGGCCGCCCAAACCAGAUUUCUACAACACGACAUGCAAUUGAAUGCAACGUUCAACUUGAACGAAGUUGAAGGCGCCUUCUUGAAGAAGGCACACCACAUCGAGCUGCUCCGUGGUUACAAGCAGAACUCGGACUAUCACAAGACGCGCGCUCGAGGCAUGGAUGCUCGUUUGUACAGAUCGUUUGAAACGACGAAUAAGCACCUCGGCACCAUCGUUUGA
Molecule: messenger RNA, 747 nt
Organism: Perkinsus marinus ATCC 50983
Lineage: Eukaryota; Perkinsozoa; Perkinsida; Perkinsidae
Product: circumsporozoite protein, putative
Exons: 4
Coding region: 1-747 (248 amino acids)
Source: RefSeq, a predicted model, not a curated record